UUUUUCGCCCGCCCCAGUAUAACACUUUUCUCUAGUUUUGGGCACAAGCCCAAACUAGACAUUCGUCUAGAUUCUUAGAAAUUGGUGGAGGCACGCAUCUACCCAGUCGUGCAAGCAACUCUAUUGCCUCACGAUCUGCAAAGUCGCUGGAUCUUGCACAAAGGAUAAACAAGGUUUAAGUUAUUGCUUCUGAAACUUACAAUUUUGUUGCUCGUAGGUUCAGAAACUUAUGAUUUUGUUGGACGCUCGUACUAAGUUUCAAAGCUGAAAGUUAAACUUAUGAUUUUGUCGGACGAUUUUGUCGGUUGCUCCUACUAAGUUUCAAAAGUUAAAACUUAGCGAAAUUUUGAAAUUCAUCAAAACGUAUUCAAAAUGAAUGUUAUUUGAAAGCCCUCGUCACCAGAAACUUGAAUAUGCAAACCAAACUUAAUUUAGAAUUUUGAUUCAAAAGAUAUAGAAGAUUGAAAAUCAAAAGCAAAAGUGAUAAGGGGGUUGGUUGUUUGCCCCACCCCUACAUGGUACAAAUCCUUCCAUGUAGCUUCUAUCUAUUCUAAAAUUCAGUGUGAUACAGUAGAAUUUGAUAUAUUCAAUCUCUCUCUCUCUCUCUCUCACACACACACACGCGCGCGCGCGCCAUAUGCGACAAAUUUGAUGCAGCAGUAUUCUGACGGGAUAUCAUCCUUUGCACAUGAUCGUGUCCAUAGCAAUGGUAGAUGAGCAGUCUGUAUCUAAUUAACAUCACAAGCAAACGUACAGUCCCUUUCUCUCUCAUUUUCAUGGCUAUAGCUAGGGCGGACGAGCAGUCCGUCUCUAACAUCACGCACAAGUCAGAAGCAAAAAGGCGUUUUGCUUCGUGGACCAAGCUGGUGUUUUUUGUUUUGAGAAUUGCACAGGUUAAUUUUAGGUGUGAGAAUCGUACUAAACUGGCAUGCUCAUCUUAUCAUUUUCAGCAUAGGAAUAUGAGGCAUAGUGCUUGAUUAGAUUUUCUUGUUUAUCUCAAAAAAGAAAAGAUUAGAUUUUUCUUGUUAUAUGUCUGUAGAUGACCUACAAAUAACAACCUUCCUGUUUACCUCCUCAUACAUACUCACAAGUGCAUAGGCAUGGCCAGCUCGUCAGCGUUGGAGUUCACCGUGAGGAGGAAACUUGCGGUGCUUGUGCCGCCCGCGGCCCCUACGCCGCGGGAGCUGAAGAGGCUCUCCGACAUCGACGACCAGGACGGGCUUCGCUUUCAGGUCCCCAUCAUCCACUUCUUUCGGCAGCAUGACGGCCGGGACGACGACCCUGCGCCUGUACUACGCGGCGCCAUAGCGGCGGUGCUCGUGCACUACUACCCGUUCGCGGGGCGGCUGAGGGAGCUCGAGGGCCGCAAGCUCGCCGUCGACUGCACCGGCGAGGGCGUGCUGUUCGUCGAGGCUGAUGCCGACGUCUGCCUCGACCAGUUUGAUGCGGCCCUGGGGCCGCCCUUCCCGUGCCUCGACGAGCUCCUAUUCGACGUCCCCGGCUCCUGCGGUAUCCUCGACUGCCCGCUCCUCCUUUUUCAGGUGACACGGCUCGCUUGCGGAGGCUUCGUCAUGGCUGUGAGGGUACAGCACACGAUGGCAGAUGCGGCGGGGAUGGUGCAGCUCCUGGGUGCUAUCGCGGAGCUGGCUCGGGGUGCGCCGGCGCCAACAGUGCAGCCGGUGUGGGGGCGCGAGCUGCUGCAGGCGCCGCUGCUGAACGAUGUACUACUCCCACCGCGCUUUGCGCACCGUGAGUACGAUGAUGUGAUGGACAUGAAUGACGCCAUCGUGCCCUUUGAAUUCAUGGUGCACCACUCCUUCUUCAUUGGAUGGGGGGAGAUCUCUGCCAUCCGAUCCCACCUCCCGUCGGCUCUCAGCCGCGAAGCUACCAACUUCGAGGUCAUCACGGGGUGCCUGUGGAGGUGCCGCACGACAGCUCUGGCCCCCCAUGCCGACGAGGAAAUGAGGAUGAUCUGUACCGUCAACAUCCGUGGCAAAAAAGACACUAUCAUCCCCGUCGGCUACUAUGGCAACGCCUUCGCUUCCCCGGUCGCCAUUUCCACGGCCGGUGACUUGCUCGCCAACCCUGUGAGCUAUGCCGUGGAGCUGGUGAUGAAGGCGAAGCGGGAGGUGGAUGUGGAGUACAUCCUCUCCGUGGCAGCGCUCAUGGCACAACGCGGGCGGCCACACUUUGCGGUGGCACACACCUACCUCGUGUCGGACGUGAGCAAGGUUGGAAUCCGCGACCUUGACUUCGGCUGGGGCAAGCCGGUGUAUGCCGGUCCGGCGAAGGGCGGAGUCGUCGACAUACCAGGCGUCGCCAGCUUCUUCAUUGCUGUAAGGAAUGCCAUGGGCGAGGAGGGUAUCUCAGUCCCCGUGUGCAUGCCUGGCCCCACCAUGGACAAGUUCGUUAACGAGAUGGGCAAGCUCAUGCGCCCGGCAUCGGCUGACACGUUUUCCAAGAUGUGAUCUGCAAUCUGAGUUUGAAUCA
This is a messenger RNA of Triticum aestivum (bread wheat), 2490 nucleotides long. RefSeq names its product benzyl alcohol O-benzoyltransferase-like. The record is from RefSeq and is a predicted model, not a curated record. NCBI's taxonomy places the organism in Eukaryota, Viridiplantae, Streptophyta, Magnoliopsida, Poales, Poaceae. Bases 1101 to 2468 code for a protein of 455 amino acids. The transcript has 2 exons.